CCCUUCUCCCAAGGGUCACUUUAUAUAGGGACCAAACAGUCCCUACUCCCUGUCUUCUGAGUGAGUACUAGGCAAGUUUAGAGAUGUGUGGAAGUUUCCAUUUCAUCUUUAACUUUUUUUUUUCAAAUUUAUUAUGUAUACAGUAUUCUGUCUGCAUGUAUGCUUGCAGAAGAGGGCAUCAGAUCUCAUUACAGAUGGUUGUGAGCCACCAUGUGGUUGCUGGGGAUUGAACUCAGGACCUCUGGAAGAGCAGCCUGUGCUCCUAACUGCUGAGCUAUCUCUCCAGCCCUUCAUCUUUAAUUAAUUGAAGUGUGAAAAGUGCAGAGUUAGAGCCUAUUGGCUGUGUGUGGCAUUUGAUACUCCUGCCCUCUUAACCAGCCAACACAGGACGCCACAGAGAAGUGAGACCCAGUGCUGUGCCUGGUACUGUAGCUAGUUGUGACCUCCCUCCAGUCCUGAUGGGAGUCACUAUUUCUUGCCCACCCUUAGUAUGCUUCGCUUUCUGUUGAAAUGUAGAAUUUUCUAUGGAUGCUGCUUGUUACAUAAGUGAUGUUAAGAUUAUGCUGGCAGUGGGACUUGACAGGGAGUGUGUCCUUAUGGAAUGAGGUAGUCCCAGGUUCCCCUGCCUUAAAAACUGUCCUGGAGUGCCAGGCAGUGGUGGCCCAUGCCUUUAAUCCCAGCACUAGGGAGGCAGAGGCAGGUGGAGUUUGAGGCCAGCCUGAUCUGCAGAGUGAGUUCUAGGACAGCCACGACUACACAGAGAAACCUUGUCUAAGGAAAAGAAUACCCUAGAGCAACCAGGCCUCCCAGGUAGUGAGAUGCUUGCUGUCUGCUUAUUACCUGUAACACUUGGAGUCAGUGGAGUGAAUUCUAGGAAAUUCUUAGUUUAAAGGUACCAAUACAGUGAGUUUAUUUGUUUUUGUUUCCUGGAACUUGCUAGGUAGAUGAGACUGGCUUUGAACUUGGACAUCUGCCUGCUGUUGUGCCCUCUUCCUCCUCCCCCAGCAUGACUACUUUUUAGUAUUUCAGGAGUAUACCCACUGAAGAAAAUGAUACCACUUCCCUGUUGUUUUUUAAAGACUACAUUAGAUACUUUACUGUUGCUGUAAAACACCAUGACCAAGGCAGCAACUUACAGAAGAGUUUAUUUGUGCUUAAGGUGCUAGAGGGAUAAAGAACCAUCAUUGUGAGGUGAUGGUGGCACACACCUUUAAUCCCAGCAUUGGGGAGUGGGAGCACAGGAGGUAAAGGCAGGAGGCUCUCUGCUGUGAGUGAGUUGAGUUCCAGAAUAGCCAGGGUUACACAGGAGCUGAUGCAGAGGCUGUGGAGGAGAGCUGGUUGCUGGCUUUUCUCUUUUUUCCCCCUCUGCCUAUUUUCUUAUAGGACCUAGGACCAACAGUCCACCGGUGGCCCCACUCACAAUGGACUGGACCCUCCAUCAAUCACUAAGAAAUGUCCUAAGGCUGAACUGCAGCCUGAUUUUAUAGACAUUUUCUCAAUUGAGGUUCCCUCAUCUCAGAUGAGUAUAGCUUGUAUCAAGUUAACAUGAAACUAGCCAGUACUUCAUGUAUUAAAACUUUUAGGUAGUUAGGCAUUGUGACAAAUAUCUUUAAUGUCAGCACUCAGUGGCAGGCAGAUCUUGGAGUUCAAGACUAGUCUGGGGGCUGGAGAGAGCAGUGGUUAAGAGCACUGGCUGCUCUCCUGGAGGUCCUAGGAGUCAGGAAUUGAAUCCACAUGGAGGCUCACAACCUGUAUCCUAUGGAAUCCAGUGCCCUCUUCUGGUGUGCAGAUGUACCUGCAGACACAACCCGUAUAAACAUAGGAGAUCCCUGCACCUGACCCUACUCCCAAAAAGUGAGAAAAAUGCUUUUGUAUGCAUGUAUAUGCUGAGCUUUGCUCUAGGGCACAAAUUCUGUUGGCCAGAGUCUGUUGACCCGGUCGGUGCUUAAUAGAAAGUAAGUGGCACCCAGCCAUCUGAUAUAAGAGAAACCUCAGCUCAGCCAGCUUUUGUCAGUAUGCAUACUGGCUAUAAAUUAACUUGCCACAUAUUUAAUCUACAAGAAGGAAAACUGAGAAAACAGCACAAAGAAUGGAUGGAAAGCUCUCUUCUGAUAAGUACUUUUCUAGAACCCAUUAACUGGAUCUGGCAAGCCACUUUCUUGAGGUGAAAAGCAAAAUCUGUCUGUGAUCCAAGAUGGGAGGCACAGCAACUGUAUUGCUAAACAUAUAUGAUGGCUCUGAAACCGGUCCUAACUGUGGUUUGUGGGGUUAAUGAUUAGCCAGAAGCUGUCUAACCUUUCCACAGGGCUGUGAGCAGCGCACCUGCAGAAGAAUCCACAGAAAGCAGCAUGUUCACUUUGUUCCUUGUGGCUGGGUUGGUGGUUCCGAGCCUAGUGACUUCUGCUAGGAGCCAGGAGCCAGAUCCCCCAAUUGGCUCUGAGGACCAGCCACUCUUCCGUGGAGCUGAUCAGCAUGACUUUGCCAUCGUGAUCCAUCCAGGAGACACAGAAUGUUUCUGGCAAUUUGCUGACAAGAUGGGUUACUUCUACUUCAGCUAUGAGGUUCAGCUCACUUUUGGAAUGUCACAUGAUGGACACAUUGCUGCCACCAUACAUACUCCACAGGGUUUCCUUAUUGACACGUCCCAGGAUGUUCGGGGCCAGAUUAACUUCGCUACACAAGAGACAGGUUUUUAUCAGCUUUGUCUAAAAAAUGAGCAGAAUCGCUUCAGUUCUGUACAAGUGUAUCUCAACUUUGGAGUCUUCUAUGAGGGGCCUGAAAUGGAUCACAAAGAGAAUCAAAGGAAACAGCUGAAUGAUACUCUGGAUGCCAUUGAGGACAGCACACGAAAGGUUCAGAACAAUGUUUUUCACAUGUGGCGCUACUACAACUUUGCCAGGAUGAGGAAAGUGGCUGAUUUUUUCCUUCUUCAGUCCAACUACACCUAUGUGAACUGGUGGUCUGCAGCUCAGAGCCUUGCUAUUGUUCUUUCUGGGGUCCUUCAGCUGUAUUUCUUAAAACGUCUUUUCACCGUCUCUACUGACACAAGGCCAAGAUGCUAAUAUAUAGCUUUAAUAAACCAGUUUUUUUUUUUUGGAGGGGGGAGUCAAAUCAAUUUGUGUUCAUCAGUAAAUGGAAAUGGCAAUAAUAAAAAUUGAGUUCUGAUGCUGAUUAUCCUAAAA
Cricetulus griseus (Chinese hamster) is the source of this 3182-nucleotide messenger RNA. NCBI's taxonomy places the organism in Eukaryota, Metazoa, Chordata, Mammalia, Rodentia, Cricetidae. The record is from RefSeq and is a predicted model, not a curated record.